This is a messenger RNA of Conger conger (European conger), 1404 nucleotides long. It is a transcript of the gene prdx6, whose product is annotated as peroxiredoxin 6. NCBI's taxonomy places the organism in Eukaryota, Metazoa, Chordata, Actinopteri, Anguilliformes, Congridae. Bases 110 to 781 code for a protein of 223 amino acids. Gene Ontology annotation, cellular component: cytosol; mitochondrion. Gene Ontology annotation, biological process: cellular oxidant detoxification; cell redox homeostasis. The transcript is spliced from 5 exons. Gene Ontology annotation, molecular function: peroxiredoxin activity. The record is from RefSeq and is a predicted model, not a curated record.
GUUCCCUCCCUCUCUCAAUUCGGUUCCGCCUACUCGUGCAAGGGAUCUCCAAUUCUAACUCCUCGCAAGCGUGCGUGUUACCGAUUAGCUGGUCGAAAAAGUCGUAACUAUGCCUGGAAUAUUAUUAGGAGACGUUUUUCCCGACUUUGAUGCAAACACAACAAUUGGCAAGAUCCGUUUCCACGAGUUUUUGGGAGACUCCUGGGGUGUCCUGUUUUCCCAUCCUCGUGACUACACCCCUGUGUGCACCACCGAGCUGGGUCAAGCUGCCAAACUUAGUGAUGCGUUCGAGGAGCGCGGUGUCAAAAUGAUUGCUCUGUCUAUUGACAGCGUGGAGGAUCACUGUGGCUGGGCUAAGGACAUUUUGGCGUACAAUCAAGAGGAUCCGGGCUGCAAGCUGCCUUUCCCAAUCAUUGCAGAUGACAAGCGGGAGUUGUCCGUAAAGCUGGGUAUGCUGGACCCAGAUGAGCUGGACAAAGAUGGCCUGCCUCUCACUGCCCGUUGUGUAUUUGUGAUUGGCCCUGAUAAGAAGCUGAAGCUGUCCAUCCUUUACCCCGCCACAACAGGACGCAACUUUACCGAGCUGCUGCGGGUCAUCGACUCCCUGCAGCUGACCGCGCGAAAAAAAGUGGCCACCCCCGUCAACUGGAAGCUUGGUGAUCAGGUCAUGGUCCUGCCUAACAUUCCGGACAGCGAGACUUCAAAGCUUUUCCCUGCUGGAGUUACCACCAAGGAGCUGCCCUCUGGGAAGAAGUAUUUGCGCUAUACACCCCAACCAUGACGGCGCACAGGAAGCUUUCUCCCAAGUCUACUCUGACCCUUGAAGAGUGGAUAAAAACUUAGAGAUUCAUUGAUUAAAAAAAUAAUAAUAAUGCAAAUUGAAUGCUCCCACCUUAUGCAAAUCAUUUCAGUAUUUGCUAACUGAUAAUCAUUGUAUAACUGUGAUAAAGAAUAUACCUUUGAGCAUCCCCAGAAACCAAGGCUACAGUAUCACACUGCAUUAAUUUAUUAAGCAGGUGCACACCAAGAACAAUGUAACCAUUCUCUACAAUCUUACGCAGACCAUGUUUAACUGAUUGCUGAAUAGGCUCUGAUGGAAUGAUCUCUGAGAUAUGGAAAGCAUUGUGUGCAGUGCCUUCACCUCAACAAAUACCUUACUGUUUUUCAACUCUGGCGUGCGUUCACUGAUUAACACUUCCACCUAGUGGUGGUUCAUACCAAUGUGCUAGAGAGAAAGAGUAGCUGUAAAACAGAAUUAAAUAAGUGUUUGGUUUGUUAUACAAUGAUGUGAAGAAUGCAUCAGAAUCUAUUAUGGGAGCACAGGUUGUUCAAAAUGCUAUUUUCCUAACUGAUCAGAUAUGUUUUCCCUGUUUUGGUCAAUGAAUAAAUACAGCCAUUUCAGCA